Synchytrium microbalum is the source of this 1068-nucleotide messenger RNA. RefSeq lists its product as uncharacterized. Gene Ontology annotation, biological process: adenylate cyclase-activating G protein-coupled receptor signaling pathway. Lineage: Eukaryota; Fungi; Chytridiomycota; Chytridiomycetes; Synchytriales; Synchytriaceae. The record is from RefSeq and is a predicted model, not a curated record. The transcript is spliced from 3 exons. Gene Ontology annotation, molecular function: G protein-coupled receptor activity. Gene Ontology annotation, cellular component: plasma membrane. Bases 1 to 1068 code for a protein of 355 amino acids.
AUGCUGCCACACGAUAUUGUCAUUUUGAAUCUCGUCGGCGAUAUCCUAUCGCUUGUAGGGGGAUUUCUGAUCUUAACCACACUCCUAUUACUGAGUGUGUGGCGAAGAGAAUCAAUCCGUGAUGAUCUACGCUCACUUAUCAUCUUAUCUCUUAUUACUGCUGACACCGCCAAUUCUCUCGUGAAUCUAAUCACUGGUAUUACAGUACUACACGGCAACAAGCUAGACAAUGGCAUGUUUUGUACCGUCACUGGAUUUAUAGGGCAGGCAACUGUCCAGAGCAGUGACUUUUGUGUGGUUUUAAUGGCACUAGUCUCGUACGCAACGUUUAAUCCGAAUGGAUCAAGGAUACUGGCCUGGGUACAAUCUAAACCAUGGGUCUUGAUACUUCCAAUAGCUAUCAUACCCCUAGUCACGGCCACCAUUGCCCUGAUUCCAGGCUACGAGAAGGCAUCAUUCUCUUGGUGCUGGAUUUCAACAACUCCCGUAUACGCACGUUACACUCUAUCCCAUGGCUUACGAAUCGGAAUAAUGAUUACCCUGCCCUUCUUAUAUGGUGCUAUCUACCUUAGAAUUCGACUAGCAUACCAAGAUGCUCGUGAACGUAGUCUCGCUCGACAAGCCAUUGAAGCUGAAUGGGACGCUGAUAUAACGCCAACGAAAUCGUCACAGGAUACCGACAUCUAUGUAGACGAAUGGUCUGACAGUGAUACUAUAAUCACUCUCCAUCGACAGGGAUCCGCCAGUAAAAUGCAUAGACGUAAUACAGCAUCGGAUCGAGGGUCUUCUAUUGAAAUCAAUAAGGUGACGCAAUUGAGGCAUGCUAUGAGGCUUAUGAUUGUCUUCCCGGUCAUAUACUUUGUGCUCUGGAUUCCAGGAAUUGUGGAUCGCCUCUAUGUGGCUAUAACUGGAAACACGACUCUAUUAUUAGAAGCACUUCAAUGUGCUACACAAUUCAUUGGACUCUUCAAUGCCAUCUUGUAUGGAUUGAAUCCAAAUGUUCGAUCUGGUUUGAAGCAGUUUUGGGCUGAGUUUUGGCAUGAAAGUGAUAAUGUUUUUCGUGAAUAA